CAGCAGGGAAAAGUUUUCCACCCCGACGAACGGCGGCACCACGGCUGUGAAUCGGUAAAAAGGGGGUGCAAAGCUGUGUUGUGCGCUUUUUCGGUUUGUUGUUCGAGGCAUAAUUACCGUUAGCUGACCGAGGCAAAAUUCCACCGAAAAAAAAACUUUACUCUUCACUACAAUGCAACCAAUCAAAUCGUUCUACUACUUUUCGAAACUGUUUGGGCUCUGCCCGUUUCCGCUGGAUGCAAUUACCGCCGGAAACGUGCGCAUGAACCAUAUCAAACAGCUGAUACCCACUUAUCUGGCGCUCCUUUUCUACACAUUCUGUCUGGUGAGCAUCUUCUGGCAAACUGGAAACAGCUCGGACAUCUCCAAUGCUGCCAACUGGAUUCAAUUCAUCCCGAACUCGUUUGCCUACAUCUUCGUGCUGAUUUUCGCAAUCCGUCACCGGAUGGCCAUGAGCGAUAUCCUGUCCACCUUUGCGUUGUGCGAUGAAAAGAUGCGUUCCAUGUUCGGCAUCUCCUACACCAUCCCGAACAUCAAGAUGAGACGAGUGGCGGUGCUGGCCUGCGUCGUCACGCUGAGCUGCGGUGGAACGCUCGGCGGUUUGAAUUUCAUGAUUGGCGUAAAUUUGAACAAAAUUUGGACCCUGUUCUAUUGGUUUGCGUUCGUUGUACCGAAGUUCGGUCUGCUGCUGUUCAACUUCCAGUUCGCUGGUUGCAUAAUGUUCCUGUCCGACCGAUCGAUUCUGCUGCUGAAGGGAAUGAACACUUUCCCUAAUAGCUUCGGGUUGGAGCAGCAGUUUAAACCGCUGAACCUGGUCGGGCUGGGCAAGCAAAGCUCGAUGACCGACAAGAAGCUGAACCGGGUGACCACGGUGGGCAACAUCAAGAUACGACCCGUCAGCCCGGCGGAAACUGUCCAGAAUACUCGGGAAGUGGUCGAGUACCUGCAGGAGUUGGCCACCAAGAUUAACGACUGCUUCGGCAAGCAGGCCAUCUUCUCGCUCCUGUCGGCCUUCAUCUGCGUCACCGUGCAGCUUUACUACAUGCUGAAUCACAUCAAGACCGGCUUCAGCCAAAGCCAGGCCGAGAUUUAUGCACUGGCCGCAUGCAGUAUGCUCUUCCUGCAUGGAGUGGAGUUUUGGGCGCUGUUCACCAGCGGCGAAAAUGCGCGAUACAAGUGGAAAAAUCUGAUCAACUAUGUAUUCUUCAUUAAGUCCAAAUCAAAUGACGAGGAAUUUCGCUGCCGGGCUGACGAUCUGAUUUCAUUCAUGCAUGCAAAUCCACUGGAGUUUCACGCUUACGGACUGUUUCCGAUUGAUCUGUCGGUGGUAUCGGGGAUUGCCGCAUCAAUCACCACGUACCUGAUUGUGCUAAUCCAAUUCAAAAUUUCGGAAGAACAAACAAACGGCGAAGAAAUAGGCUCUGAAGGAAUCGACAAGGUGCAAUACUCGUCAUCUGGUUGAAAUGAUUUCUACAUGGCUAAAUUACAUCAAAUGUUGAAAUACGCUACGGAAGGUAAAACAAAUAUUAUUAUGUUAUUACAAUUAAACUAUGUUAACAUUUGGAAUAAA
Armigeres subalbatus is the source of this 1570-nucleotide messenger RNA. RefSeq lists its product as uncharacterized. Bases 173 to 1462 code for a protein of 429 amino acids. Gene Ontology annotation, biological process: sensory perception of taste; chemosensory behavior; male courtship behavior. The record is from RefSeq and is a predicted model, not a curated record. Gene Ontology annotation, cellular component: neuronal cell body; membrane; dendrite. Lineage: Eukaryota; Metazoa; Arthropoda; Insecta; Diptera; Culicidae. The transcript is spliced from 7 exons.